This is a messenger RNA of Erigeron canadensis, 919 nucleotides long. RefSeq lists its product as uncharacterized. The transcript has 4 exons. Lineage: Eukaryota; Viridiplantae; Streptophyta; Magnoliopsida; Asterales; Asteraceae. Bases 71 to 748 code for a protein of 225 amino acids. The record is from RefSeq and is a predicted model, not a curated record.
CCCCAGCUCAUUUGUAUCUCUAACUACAAUUCUACAUAAAAUAACAAGAAAACUGUAAAAAAGCUAAGAAAUGUCAUUAUCUAUGUCACGAUUUAUCGGUGCUUCUUCCAUUUCGACACUCCCAAGUUCAAACUCGAGAUACUUAGCAUCAAUUUUGAUUUCAUUUCCGUAUAACACGGAUCUUGCAUCACGAAAAGUUCAUGAUUUUACUAGUACAAGCUUGCAAUAUGAUCCCAUAAAGAGAAUAUCGAGAAGAAGUUUUGUUGUACGCAGCAACAUUACUCCACCACCUCCCGGAGCUCCACUUCCUUCUGGGUCACCUUCCGGUUCUAUGAGAAAUUGGAUUGUAGGUAUCGUGUUAACAUUUGUUUUACCAUUUUUCACGCAUAAAUUGGGGCCAUUACAAGUACUAAAAAAUAAGGUGGACACGGCUGUGAACUCGGUGGAGCAUAUAGUAGAAGCUAUCGCGGAUGUAGCGGAGAAAGUUGAUGACAUGAUCGAUAAUAUUACGGACGAUCUCCCCGAAAACAGCAAACUUAGAAAAACCAUGGAAUCCAUCGAUGAGCUGGUUGAAGGGGUAGCUAAGGCUGCCCAUGCUACCGAUGAUAUCAUCGAUAAGCUGGAGGAAGUUGAAGAUAAACUAGAAGCAAUGAUUCUGGAUGAAGCCAAACACGUAGACGACGCCGAUGCCUCCAAACAAGUAGUGAAGGAAGAAGAAAUUCGCACCCAAGAACGGAAAUCAAAAUAAUGUUGGUCAACUUACGUUUCAAUAUCGGACAAAAGAUUAGGUGAUUCAAAAUAUUGGAGAAACUAAGGAAAACUGGUUUAAUUUGUUUGUAAUGAUUUUAACAUGUCUUUAAUUGUACAUUCAAUUGUUUAUAAUUUAUUAUUACUUUUAAUAAAUCCAUUAAUUUUACUA